AUGAACAAUCGAUCCACAUUCUUUAUAGCUGUUUUAUUAGAAGUUUAUACAGCUAAAUUAGAUAAUAGUUUAAGUAGUAUACGUAAUGUAGAAGAAAUAAGAGCAUAAUGCUAACUGAAUCAAUUUCUUUUAGGAAAUAAUUGUUAUGGUAAAAAUGAGUUUGAUUUAGAUUGUCAUUAUAGUUGUUAAUAAUGUAUUGGAGAUUAAGUAAAUAAUUGUAUUUAAUGUAAUAUACUUUAAAAAAGAAUAUUAAGAGAUAAUAAAUGCAUAUGUUUAUAAUCUUAUUAUGAAUUAGAGUAAUAAGUAAUUUGCUAAAGUAAAUUUAAAAUUAUAAAUUAGAGUGUAAUAAAUCUUGUUUGACUUGUUAAGGAGGAUUAGAAAGUGAUUGUUUAAGUUGUGAUAAUAAAAGUAUCUUAACAAUUAAUAGAUGUAUAUGUAAAGCAGGUUAUUUUAUUGAAAAUAACAAUAUGGAAUGUUCAUGUAAAUAAAUUAAAUUAUUAUAAUAAAAGAAUGUGAUUUUACUUGUGAAUAUUGUUUCAAUUCUUUAUUUAAUGGUUGUAUCAAAUGUAAUCAAUCAACUUUAAGAUAACUAGAAAAUAAUGAAUGUAAAUGUCCAAUAGGUUAUUAUUCAUAAGAAGGAAUAUAGUAAUGUUAAAGUAUAUUAUAUAAUAUAAUAAUUUUAGAAUGUGAUAAUAUUUGUAAGAGUUGUGAUACAUACAAUUAAUGUUUGA
Messenger RNA from Paramecium pentaurelia, 731 nucleotides. NCBI's taxonomy places the organism in Eukaryota, Ciliophora, Oligohymenophorea, Peniculida, Parameciidae. The record is from the annotation of a GenBank genome assembly.